Molecule: messenger RNA, 2620 nt
Organism: Vespula vulgaris
Lineage: Eukaryota; Metazoa; Arthropoda; Insecta; Hymenoptera; Vespidae
Exons: 7
Coding region: 368-1270 (300 amino acids)
Source: RefSeq, a predicted model, not a curated record
UACGUAUAAAUAUUAAUUUGUACAUAUACAUACAUAUAUAUAUAUGUAUACAUAUACAUACAUAUAUAUAUAUACACACACACACAUAAAGAUCGAAUUAUUUAUACAUAUACGUGUUUUGUGGUGACUUCGACGUGGCCUUUGUUCUCUAUUUUUCAUUAACUGUGAACUUCUCCCCGUACCACUUACCUCGUUACACCAAAGUGUAUGAAAAAUCAGGAAAAAUUCGUUGAUCGUGCGACGAAGAAAGACGUUGUGACCAUAAGAAAAUAGAAAAGAAGAGAAGAAAGAGGAGGAAGGGAAGAAAAGAAUAGAAAAAAGAAGAAAAAAGAGAGCAGAAAGAACGAAGAAAAAAAGAAAAAUCAUAAUGAGGUAUACAAUGGUGACUCUGGUAGCUGCGAUCAGCGUUCUCGCAUUGGUUAGCUCACAUCCUGUGCCACAAGAAAGAGGGUUUCGAUCGGAGGCCAAACGAAAUUUUUUUCAGGCUCUCGAUCGGUUGUUAAUGGUCGAAGCGGAAAAGGAAGCUGCACUAAGGAGUAAAAGGACAAUUGGUAUCCUUCGUCAACUGUUUCCAGAUAUCUCUCAGGAUGUGAAUCCUGAGGCAGAGAAUCAGGUUAACGAGGUUGGGUCUGAAUCACAAAACAACGAGGUACGGGUGCAAUUUGCCGACGAACAAUCAGCGAACGAGGCGGUACCGAAUUUAACACCAUUGGAGGACGUUGAAAGCAGCGAUGACGAGAACAGAAAUAAAAGGUUUUUGAACUUUGGAUUAGGGGCAAGUGCAGGUGGCAGCGGAGCAGGCUCAGGCAACUUCCUUUUUGAUAUAAUCAGGCAAGCAGCCGACGGGGCGGCAAGAGCGGCGGGCACGGUUUACCGCGUUGUCGCCGGCACACAGAGCCUAGGGCUCGGUCUUAGCGCCUCGCGAGACGUCGCUGCCGCCGCCCCAGUUGCUGCUGCUGCUCCUGUUGCUUCCUCCACCCCUGGCGCACCCUCGACGGCCGAUGCAUCCUCAACAGCCGCCCCUGAGUCAGCAGCCGGCACUCAACCACCGCUGGUAGCAGGAAGCGGUAGUCAAGGUAACUCAUCGGGCGAUGCUUCUGCCGGAAGGACGGACGGUACGCAGGAAGCUGUACCCGGACCUAUCACUAGGCUCUUCGUUAUUGCCAACCGAGGAAUCUCGAAUCUUCUUCAGGAUCUCAUACUCCGCUUAGCCGCCACAAGCGAACGUAUCGUCAACUUCAAGGCACGAUUGAUCACCUCGAUUAUCUAGGAUUAUGCGAGAAAAUUAGGAUACAGAUCUGUGAAAACCUUCAUGAGUCUUCGUAGAAAUACAUGCAACGAAUUGUGAUUCGAGAAAGCCACCAUCACAUCCCCUGCUCCCCUAUGCCGGAGGACCACGGGGUACGACGUCGACAACAUUAUCGAUAUAUUUUUUUUUCUUUCAUCUUUCUCUCUUUCUCUUACUCGUUAAUUUUUUAUACUUUACUAUUUUUCUAGACUUUCUAUACGUCGAAUGUUGUCCCCUUGUCCCCGAGAUCCACUAAAAAAGAAAAAAUAUUCCUCGUCGAUCAUUGCUCUAUACGAGUUCAUGUUCGUCUCUCUCUCUCUCUCUCUCUCUCUUUCCCUCUUCCAUCUAUUUUACACUCUCUCUCUCUCUCUCUUAUUCUGUUUUCCAUCUUCUUUACUCUCUCUCUCUCUCUCUCUCUCUCUCUCUCUCUCUCUCUCUCUCUCUCUCUCUCUCUCUCUUUCUCUCUCUCUCAUUCUGUGUUCCAUCUUUUUUACUGUCUCUCUCUCUCUCUCUUCUUUUCUUCUAAAUUAUACUAUAACUAAUUAAGUUUAAUUCAUGCUUUUGAUUCUCUUUCUUUUCUACUAUUUGAUUAAUUUCAUCGUUUUCCCUUAGACGAUGACAAAUAAACACUUCGAUUUAUGAAUAAAUUAAAAGAAUAAUAAAAAAAAAUAAUGAUAAAAAAAUAGAAAAGAAUUUCAUAAAAGAACGCGUCUUAUGCUGCGAUAAUAAAAAAGAAAAAGAAAGAAAAAGAAAGAAAAAGAAAGAAAUAAAGGAAGAAAACAAAGAUUUAUCCUCUCUGAUCGAAACUUCUCUCGCGUGAUGAGAAGUAUCGCAUAAGACGCGAUUAUUUCGAUGAUCGAUGAGAGAAAAAAUGACGAAUUGCGCCUAUGUAACGUUGUUCUGCAAAGUUUUGUACAUAGACCUGUGCCCCCCCUUCCGUCGCAUAAUCUCUGCCCCUCUCUUCUAAGGACACGUUCCGCAGUGCCAGACACUGAUUGUUUUCCUUUUUAUUUUUUAUUUUUAUUUUUAUUUUUGUUUAUUCUUUUCUUUUUUCUUUUAUUAUUAUUAUUAUUAUUAUUAUUAUUAUUAUUAUUAUUAUUAUUAUUAUUAUUAUUAUUAUUAUUAUUAUUAUUCAACAUCAUCUCUCGAUUAAGUGCAAACGUAUCUCUUUGCCCGUUCCUCAAGUAGAGAUUUUUUUUUAAUAGACGAAAUAAAAGAAAAAAAUAAACAAAAACAAACGUAACAAAGAAUAACGUAAUUGAGCGUCUAAGACCGCGUUGAAAAAAAAAAUAAAUAAAUAGAGAAAAAUAAAAAUUAUGGUGGAAAGGUUUA